AUGAAUUUGAUCAGGAUGCAGGAAAAGAAAUGCUUUCUGGGGAGACCUCCAGACCCUCUUGAUGGUGCAAACCAGAAACAAUUGUUCUUCAAAGCUGGUUCUGGUCUUUUGGGGGGUUCAUGUGUAUUUUCAUCUUGGAAUAUUAGAAAUGUAAAAGUUCAGAGUCAGCGUUACAACCCUUCACCCAAAUCAAAUAACCUCUCUUUUUCAUCAGGAAUGUUUACCUCAACUUUGGACAGAACCAUAAUCUGCAGCCUGACUGUUUCACAGACUGAGGGAGUUUGUUUCUGGAGUCAAUGUUUUUCUGUCCCCUCCUAUGUGUUCAGAGUAACAUACACGCACAAACACACACACACAUGCACAUACAUUCAUUCUGUGUCUGUAAAUUGGAGCAUCCGGAAUGUAAUGGGAGGAGGGAGAAAGAGUUAA
This is a messenger RNA of Xyrichtys novacula (pearly razorfish), 429 nucleotides long. The record is from the annotation of a GenBank genome assembly. Lineage: Eukaryota; Metazoa; Chordata; Actinopteri; Labriformes; Labridae.